UGUGGAGGUACCCGGAGGCUAACUGGCCUGGAAAGGACGAAACAACGGGAACAACAACAACAAAGCAACAUACUGUUAAAGGCUACGUUUGCGCAAAGAGCUCUAUCCGGGAUUGAGGGCAGAUGUAGCAGUUUGGUUGCUUUUCAUCCGGAACUGACGUGCUGCUGAAGAACUGGGGCUGAGGGAGCGUUCCCUCUAACCGGAAGCGAUUGCUUGCAGGUGCCCAAGGAACGUGUGACCUUUGAGCACUGUGUCCUGGCCGUCAACUCACCAUGUUCCUCGCUCGCCUGACUUCACAGCUUCUCAGGGCUGUGCCCCGGACAGGUUUGAGUCGUUCCUGGCCUGGAUCAGGGGUGAUUGGCAGCCAUGCUUUUCGACCCCUUUACAGUUCGCAGCCUGCAAGCCCAAGUCGGGCUGCCUCCCUCCCUGGUAAGGGGUCCCAGUUAGAUCUUGAGGAGUUUCUGGUCCCUAGGAAGAUGGCCAUCAGUCCGCUGGAGAGCUGGCUGACUGCUCAGUACCUACUGCCCAGACUGCAUGCUGAGGGCCCAGUGACUCUGGCUCCCUCCCAAUUCUACAAGUGUCCACCUACCCAUGGGGGGGAGGGAGCUGAGCAGGAGGGAGUCAGGGAUGCCUGGGAUGCCACUCCGCUGCAGUGCAAAAAUGUGCUGAAGAUCCGAAGGCGGAAGAUGAACCACCACAAGUACCGUAAACUGGUCAAGAGGACGCGGUUUCAACGGCGUAAAGUCCGGGAAGGACGGCUGAGAAAGAAGCAGAUCAAGUUUGAGAAAGACUUGAAGCGCAUCUGGAUGAAGGCAGGCCUAAAGGAAGCCCCUGGGAACUGGCAAACCCCAAAGAUCUACAUGAAGAACAAAUAAGCCUGGAACCCUAUUCCUCUGGCCGUCGUGCUGCUGCUGACCCAUUAUAAUAAAUGUUGGAAGGACUCAA
Messenger RNA from Meriones unguiculatus (Mongolian gerbil), 945 nucleotides. RefSeq names its product aurora kinase A interacting protein 1 (gene Aurkaip1). Gene Ontology annotation, cellular component: mitochondrion. The record is from RefSeq and is a predicted model, not a curated record. The transcript is spliced from 4 exons. Gene Ontology annotation, biological process: mRNA processing. NCBI's taxonomy places the organism in Eukaryota, Metazoa, Chordata, Mammalia, Rodentia, Muridae. Bases 273 to 875 code for a protein of 200 amino acids.